CUAGUCAAAGGAUCGGUAUGGCCUCAGCAGCGCGCAGUGGUGCAGCGGCGGCGCUAAUGGUGGCCGUCGCCGUGCUGGCCCUGGCCGCCGGCGGCAGCGCCCAGCUGCAGCAGGGGUUCUACAAGGGCAAGUGCAACGGCACCGACGUGGAGGCGGUGGUGCAGGGCAUCGUCAAGUCCUGGUUCGCGCGCGAGCCCCCCGUCAUCGCCUACCUCCUCCGCAUGCAGUUCCACGAGUGCGUCAUCAACGGCUGCGACGGCGGUUUGCUGAUCGACGGCCCCGGCACCGAGAAGACGGCGGCGCCGAACCUGAGCGUGAAGGGCUACGAGGUGAUCGCGGCCAUCAAGGCGGAGCUGGAGCGGCGGUGCCCCGGCGUGGUGUCCUGCUCCGACAUCCAGAUCCUCGCCACCCGGGACGCCGUCGCGCUGGGCGGCGGGGCGGCGUACUCCGUGCGCACGGGGCGGAGGGACCGGCGUCGGUCGCUGGCGUCCGACGUGAAGCUCCCGUCGCCCGACUACACGGCGGCGCAGACGACGGUGUACUACGGGCGGCUGGGCCUGAGCACGUUCGACACGGUGCUGCUGCUGGGCGCGCACACCGUGGGCGCCACCCGCUGCGCCGCGAUCAAGAGCAGCCGGCUGUACGCGUACGGCGGCCGGCCCGGCGCAACGGACCCCGGCCUGGACCCGGCCUACGCGUUCAUGUACAAGACGUACGUGUGCCCCAACGUGCCGUCGUCGGACAACAACGUCGUGUUCCUGGACGACCAGUGGAGCGCGCUCAAGGUGGACAACCACUACUACAGGAACCUCCAGCUCCGCCGUGGCGUGCUCCCCUGCGACCAGAACCUGUACAACGACGGCUCCACGCGCUGGAUCGUGGACCUGCUCGCCAACAACGCCGGCCUCUUCACCUCGCUCUUCCCGCAGGCGCUCGUCAAGCUCAGCGAGGUCAACGUGCUCACCGGCACCCAGGGGGAGAUCCGCAAGGUCUGCAACAGGUUCAACUGAUCGAUCGAUCCGCCAUUCUUCAGCGCGUUCCUCUUCAUCAUUCUUGUUUGGUUUCCUCUUCCUACCUGGUUUAGCUGAUCGUCUCAAGCUGCGACAUUUUCCUUUCCACAUUUGCUUGAUCAUAAGGAGUUCAUUUGUUCGCGAAGUUUGUUUGAUUCAUUCUUCUUUUAAUUUGUAAUACAUGUCGAUUUGUAAUUGUAAUAACAUACACAGCGGAUUAAUGUGCC
Molecule: messenger RNA, 1237 nt
Organism: Panicum hallii
Lineage: Eukaryota; Viridiplantae; Streptophyta; Magnoliopsida; Poales; Poaceae
Product: peroxidase 57-like
Exons: 2
Coding region: 18-1010 (330 amino acids)
Biological process (GO): hydrogen peroxide catabolic process; response to oxidative stress
Molecular function (GO): peroxidase activity; heme binding
Source: RefSeq, a predicted model, not a curated record